AUGGCCAGCGGAGACGUUGAACUACCGACUCCAUUCGCGGCGAUUCCCCGCCGGUCUCUCCUCCUCGGCCCAUCGCCCAUCCAUAUACUCGGGCGUCUCUCGACUGCUCUCGGCGACAAAGUCACCAUAUAUGCGAAACGUGAGGACCUCAACUCCUCGCUCGCUUUUGGCGGGAAUAAAACUCGCAAGCUCGAGUACCUCGUAGCCGACGCACUCGACCAGGGAUGUGACACCCUCGUGUCAAUAGGUGGGAUCCAAUCGAACCACACCCGGCAAGUCGCUGCCGUCGCCGCGCAUCUUGGGCUCAAAGCUGCCCUGGUCCAGGAGAAUUGGGUACCGCACAACGACCCAGGAUACGACAAAGUCGGCAACAUCCAGCUGUCCCGGCUCAUGGGCGCAGAUGUCAAUCUCGACCCGUCGACUUUUGGCAUCGAACACAAACAGACGUUGCAAAACCUCACGCAGAAGGUGAUCAGCGAGGGUGGUAAGCCGUACUAUAUCCCCGCUGGUGCAUCCGACCAUCCACUGGGCGGUCUAGGUUUUGCGCGCUGGGCGUUCGAAGUACGCGACCAAGAGACGCAAUUGGGCACCUUCUUCGACACGGUCAUCGUGUGCGCCGUUACGGGCUCGACCUUUGCCGGCAUGAUCGCCGGAUUCAGACUGCUCGAGAAGCUCGGGUUGUCCCCACCGCGAAAGGUCAUCGGCAUCGACGCCAGCGCAAAACCGCAACAGACGUUUGAUCAGGUCCUCCGCAUCACGAAGCAGACGGCCGCCAAGAUCGGACUCAACGAGGACGACAUAUCGGAGAAGGACGUCAUCCUCGACACGCGCUACCACGCCGGAUGCUAUGGCAUUGCCGACGAAGCCACACUCGAGGCUAUGAGGUUUGCAGCACGCACCGAGGCCUUUAUCACCGACCCUGUCUACGAGGGCAAGAGCUUAGCUGGGAUGAUGGAUCUCAUCAAGCGCGGGGAGAUCCCCGAAGGGAGUCGAGUGCUUUAUGCGCAUUUGGGUGGACAGAUGGCACUGAGUGCAUACUCGGAGAUACAAUAG
Molecule: messenger RNA, 1053 nt
Organism: Exophiala spinifera
Lineage: Eukaryota; Fungi; Ascomycota; Eurotiomycetes; Chaetothyriales; Herpotrichiellaceae
Product: 1-aminocyclopropane-1-carboxylate deaminase
Exons: 1
Coding region: 1-1053 (350 amino acids)
Biological process (GO): amine catabolic process
Molecular function (GO): D-cysteine desulfhydrase activity; 1-aminocyclopropane-1-carboxylate deaminase activity; pyridoxal phosphate binding
Source: RefSeq, a predicted model, not a curated record